Ananas comosus (pineapple) is the source of this 6137-nucleotide messenger RNA. Its product is annotated as pentatricopeptide repeat-containing protein At4g20740. Gene Ontology annotation, molecular function: protein binding. The record is from RefSeq and is a predicted model, not a curated record. The transcript is spliced from 15 exons. The coding region runs from base 125 to 2338 and encodes 737 amino acids. Lineage: Eukaryota; Viridiplantae; Streptophyta; Magnoliopsida; Poales; Bromeliaceae.
UGUAAACACACAAAAUAAGCAGAAGCGGGCUUGCACAAAAAAGGCAGAAGCGGAGGAGCGCAGAAAGACAGAGACGAAGACGAAGACGAAAACUCGGGCUCGGCAUUCCAACAAAACCACUCCAAUGGGAGGGACAGCCACAAACGCCGAGACCUCUUCCCCCUCCUGCCCGUCCACCCCGCGGAAAUACUACUUCUACUACGGCCACCGCGCCCCCUCCCGCAACCACCGCCCCGUCGUGCGCGGCGGCCUCUUCUCCAGCCUCAAAUCCCUCCCUCGCCGUCCCCCAUCUCUUCCCCCUCCCUCCUCCUCCUCCUUCGACUUCCGCUCCUGGGAUCCCUUCCCUUCCCCUUCCGGACCGCCCUCCCCCUCCCCCUCCCAACCGUGUCUCUCCGCCGCCGACCGCCGGCUCUCCCCUCUGGCCCGCUUCGUCCUCGGCGUCCUCCGCCGGCACGGCCGCUGGGGCGUCCCCGUCGUCUCCGAGCUGUCCAAGCUCCGGCGCGUGCCCCCCUCCCUGGUGGCCGAGGUCCUCCGGUCCCCUCGCCCCCGGCUCCCGCCCUCCCUCUCCACCCCCUUCUUCCUCUGGGCCUCCCGCCAGCGCCUCUUCCGCCCCUCCUUCGCCUGCUUCAACGCCCUUGCCCACUCUCUCCACGCCUCCCGCCUCCCAGCCGCCGCCGACCAGGUCCCCGACCUCAUGCUCGCCCUCGGCAAGCCUCCUUCGGAGAAGCAGCUCGACGUCCUCGUCCGCCUCCACUCCCGCGCCAGCCGCCCCCUCCGCGCCCUCCACGCCCUCCGCCGCUUCCGCUCCCAUUUCGGCCUCCGCCCCCGCGUCUUCCUCUACAACCGCGUCCUCCACGCCCUCGUCUCCGCCGGCCACCUCGACCUCGCCCUCUCCCUCCACCGCGACCUCCGCGCCGACGGCCUCAGGGAGGACGCCCUCACCUUCACCAUCCUCGCCAAGGGCCUCUGCCGCGCCGCCCGCAUCGACCCCCUCCUCCGCCUCCUCCACCGCAUGCGCGCUGAGCUCUGCCGACCUGACCUCUUUGCCUACACCGCCAUGCUCAAGCUGCUCCUGGCCGCCCCCGCGAACACGAGCAUGGACGGCUGCCUCACGCUCUGGGACGAGAUGCGCAAGGAUGGUGUCGAGCCCGACGUCAUGGCCUACGCCACCAUGAUCUCGGGCCUCUGCAACUUUGGGCGGGCUGACAAGGCCCGUGAAUUGUUCGACGAAAUGAAGAAGAAGAAGAAGUUCCUGAUCGACCGCUCCGUGUACGGGGCUCUCAUCCGGGGGUUCGUGGCGGAGGGCAAGGUCGACGACGGAUGCAGCCUGCUGAGGGAGAUGGUGGACGAUGGGUACCGCGUGGAUCUGGACAUAUAUAAUUCCCUUAUCGGCGGACUCUGCGGUGUUGGGAGAGCCGAUAAUGCCCGUAAGCUCUUCAUGAUCGUAGUGAAGGAAGGUCUCGUGCCGAAUUUUCAGACUGUGACUCCACUGCUGGCCUCCUACGCUGACGGCGGAGAGAUGAGCAAGUUUUUCCGAUUGGUCGAUCGGCUGGUUGAGUUGGCAUUGCCGGUUAUUGAUCACCUGUCUGAUUUCUUCACUUCUUUUGUGGGGAAGAGCGGGAGAGAAUUUAAAGCUGUGGAGGUGUUUGAGUCCGCGAAAGGAAAAGGUUAUUGCAGUGUCGGCAUCUACAAUAUUCUUGUUGAGAGCCUUUACAAGAUCAAGGAAAGGAAGCAGGUGCUUUUGUUAUUCGAGGAAAUGAAGGGUUCGAAAGAAUUCCAGCCGGAUUCGUGUACGUAUAGUCUCGUCAUCCCUUGCUUUGUCGAUGAGGGGGAUGUCAGAGAGGCGUGCUCUUGCUACAAUUCAAUGAUGCAAUCGUCUUGGACGCCGAGCGUCUCGGCCUACUGCUCUCUCGUAAAAGGGCUAUGCAAGAUCGGGGAGAUAAAUGCAGCUCUUACGCUUGUCAAGGAUUGCCUUGGGAGUGUAACAAGUGGUCCGAUGGAAUUUAAAUACACCUUGACGAUUCUCGAUGCUUGCAGAUCAAAAAAGCCAGAGAAGGUCAUUCAGAUAUUUGACGAGAUGAUUGAACUAGGUUAUCUGUUGGAAGAUGUUGUAUAUUGUGCUGUCAUUCAUGGUUUCUGUAAGUACGCGAGCUCAGGAGAAGCAAGAAAGGUUCUUGCAGUUAUGAGAGAUCGCAAGCUUCUCACUGAUGCUAAUUAUAUUGCUUAUGAGGAAAUACUAAAUGAGCAUUUGAAGAAGAUGACUGCGGGCUUAGUGAUCUCAGGUUUGAAGUUCUUCGGCCUUGAAUCAAAAUUGAAAUGGACGGCCAACCCGGAUUAACCAUGGCUAGGAAAAAAGGUCUUUAUUUUGGAUGCCUUAUCGAGGUAUAGAGCGGUUGAUGCUCAUGAAGCUGAAAAUAUAGUGGAGCGAGUUACUUCAUGUCUCCAACAUGCAAAUUGUGCUAUAGUGGUUUCUGCUGUCAAAAUGAUUCUUCAGCAAAUGGAACUUUUUACUAGCACUGAUGUGGUAUGAAAUCUUUGUAAGUAGAUGGCACCUCCUCUUGUUACUCUCCUUUCAGCAGAACCCGAGAUUCAGUAUGUAGAUUGCAGAACAUCAAUCUUAUUGUACAGAAAAGGCCUACUAUACUUUGACAUGAGAUUAAGGUUUUCUUCUGCAAGUACAAUGACCCAAUCUAUGUUAAGAUGGAGAAAUUGGAGAUAAUGAUUAUGCUUGCCUCCGAUUGGAAUAUAGAUUAGGUGUUGAAAUAUUUCCAUGCGUAUUGAGAUUUUAACUCCUAGUAUUCAUGAAAGCAAUCAAUAAGAGAGAUCAGUACUCUGAUGGAGUUUGCCCUUGCAAAUCACAUGAUGCCCUAUCUUACAUGAUUUUACUUUAUAUAAAUUGCUUGCCUAAUUUGCAAGGCUUUACCUUAUGUAUUCAUUGGUGUCAAAAUUUGUCAAGUUCAUUGACACUCUCAAGCAUCCUUAGUUCUUGCUUUGGUUGAUUUUCAAUUUCUGGAUUUUGGAAUGGCUUGAACAAUGGAGAUGGUGGUGAUUUAAACAGUAAACAAUUAACUUGAAUCUUAUGGAAAAUGUAGCCUACUUCCGUUUCUGCUAUGAUAUAAUCGUCUGCAUGAGUGAAAGAAAAUCUGCUGAUUCAUAGAAUAUGCUACAGACGUAAAUGUACAUUUUGUUACGAAGGCUGUUCGAGCAAUCGGAUGGCGCACGAUUAAGUUGGAGAGAGCUGCCGAACGUUGCAUUAGUGUUUUGCCAGAGCUGAUAAUGAUCAAAUUUAACUAUGUUGUCCAAGAUGCUAUUUUUGUUAUUAAGGGUCUUUUUAGACGCUAGCCUAACAUGACAACAUCUACGAGUCCAUUAUUGCAACCCUGUGCGAGAGUUUGGACACUUUUAGAUGAGCCAGAGGCUAAAGCAUUACCUGGGUAAUUGGGGAGUAUGCCGAAAGAAUUGAUAAUGCUUAUGAGCUCUUUGAGAGCUUCCUAGACAGUUUUCCUGAAGAGCCUGCAUUGGUACAAUUGCAAUUGUUCACAGCGACUGUCAAAUUAUUUCUUAAGAAGCCAACGGAGGGCCCAUAGCAGAUAUUUCCGGCUACCACUGUUUUCUUUUACAUUCUUUUUCUCACGUAACUUUGUACUAUUUUACAUAUUUCCUGUUAAAAAGGAAUAUUGAUCUCAUCCUGCGAAUGGGAACUUAUUGUUCUCUUCCCUUAAACGCGUCUUCAAUAAUAUCAUUGUAUAUUCCCUAUGACGUACAAAUGCUUGCUUUGCUUUUGGAAUUGUCUGCAUAAGAUAAUCAUUUCAAUGGAGCUCGAUCAGCAUUGACUUACUCUAUUGAUAUGGAGUUUGAGCAGCACUGUUAUGUAACAACUUGUAAUUCUUGCUUCUUGUCUAAUCACAUGAAAACGUCAUUGUUCGUCACAUACUGUAGCGAUUUUCUGGGUGCUUCCUAUUAUAACUUGCAUAGGUAAUAAUGUGCAGGCUGUUCUAAACAAUGCCACUGUUGAGACAGACAAUCCUGAUCUUCGUGAUCGGGCAUACAUAUACUGUCGUCAUCUCUCUACUGAUCCUGAGGCCGCAAAAGAUGUAGUUCUGGCAGAAAAGCCAUCCAUCAGUGACGAUGUAAACCUUUUAGACCCUUCUCUUCUUGAUGAGCUCCUCGCAAACAUUGGCUCCCUUUCUUCAGUGUACCACAAACCUCCAGAAGCUUUUGAAAGCCGUGCAAGGACUGCCGCGCUUAGAACAGAUGAUGAGGAAUAUCCUGAUGGAGGUGAAACAGCUUAUUCUGAGUCACCCUCUCAUGCAGCUGAUGCCGUACCGGCACUUGUCACUGCUUCUGGCACAAGUGCUGUUACACAUGCAGCUGCAAGGCAGCUAGCAUCUCCAGCCACUGAUCCUGUGCAACUCCUGUGCCGGAUCUGCUUGGUGAUUUAAUUGGGCUGGAUAACUCCAUCCUAGCUGUUGAUCAACCAACUACACCUUCAGGGUCACCUUUACCAGUAACACUGCCUUCCUCAACCCGUCAAGGUCUACAGAUAAAUGCGUAGCUUGUGCGACACGAUGGCCAAAUAUUUUACAUCAUAUAGUUUGAGAACAAUUUACAGAUUGUGCUAGAUGGCUUCAUGACACAAUUCAACAAGAAUGCAUUUGGUUUUGUUGCUGCUGUUCCUCUUCAGAUAUGGGCAUGGGACCAUAUACAUAUUGGACGUCCCGAUCGAGUUGGAGCUCCGCCGGAUCUGCAUGAUUGUCCAUUGGGUUGUCGGUGGAACAUAAGAUUGCGAUUUCGUAGAAAUGUUAGAGCGACUGACAUCGAGUUUUAUCGCGAUGAGCUAGAUCAGCAGAGGGAGUCACAAGUUACAUGGAUGCCCUAUACGGAGGAUGUUUUGAACGGUCUUCCUGCAUUUUGUCUUGAGGGCUCUGCAAUCUGGCGUUCGAGAACUUCUUUGAUAUGCUAUCAUAUUGUCGAGUUAUAUUUACCUGAUAGAGUUCUGCGUCAGUUUAGAUUGCUGCAGCAUAUACCGAAGCCCGUAGAAGCUAUGCAGAGAAUCACCUCACAUGGUAGAUCAGGCGAGGACUAGACAGCAUUUCAUGCUCCAUAUAUUCAACGUUAGGCAGAUCGUCUGGAGCAUAUUGCGGAUCAGAGUCCUUUCGUCGAUCCAGAUUCGAUACGAGCUAUCUCUGUGUACAUGCAGUGGUAUUCGGGGAUUACAAGGUGGUGGAUUUCUCGUCCUGUAUAGUGGCCUCCACUUACUUUUCUGUUGCGUGGGAAUGUCGAGCGACGAUUGCAUGCUGUUAGCAGUAUUGGUCAUUUGAUGGAUGAUCCUCCGGAGCCCAUGAUGGAUGCUCUAGCACAUGUGAGGUGGGAUCUCAAGACUGUGUUAGAGAGCCUUCCGACAUUACCCGUGACAGGGCAUUCGGAUGUUUCUUCUCCAACUUUUGGCGAUUUCGGUGAUAUUCUCUCCACCUCCGCACCUGCAUAUGAUUUCGGUGAUAUUCCCUCCUCCGCACCUGCAUAUGAUUUCGGUGAUAUUCCCUCCACCUCGAUGCCUGCGUAUGAUUUUCCAUCGACAUCCGUCCGAAUUCAUCCAUCUGAUGUCCCUUCGACUUCUGAUGCCCCUUCGACAUCGGAAGUGCAGUUUGAUAUUCCGCCGGCAUCCAUCCCUCCAUUGGAUAUUCCAUCUACGUCAGAGGUUCGUCGUGAUGAUGUUGUAUAUCGACGUAGGCGACGACGACAGGGUCAUAUUGAGACGCAGGAAGGGAUACUACCAUCAGCUGUUGAGCAAGGGAUGGAGCCGAUUGUCGAGGGCAUCGCUAUCGAGUAUAUUGAUUAGAUGCAUGUCAUUGAGCCCGUGCAGCCUGAGAUGGAGCAUGACAUACAUAUUCGAGGACGGAGUCGAGGACGCGGUCGUCGACGCGGACGUGGACGUGGCAGGGGACGAGGGCGAGACCAUAGGACGGGGAUGGAGGGGACUUGAUUUUUUUUAUCAUUUUUGGGAUUCUUAUGUAUAUUUGAUAUUUCAGAUCUUUUUACAUUGAUUUUUGAUAGUAUCAUCUAAAUUUAUUCAUAUUGAAGUAUGUUGAUAUUGGUAUAGCUUAUUUUAUAUGCUUAAAAUGUGGUUGAAGUUGGUA